This is a messenger RNA of Branchiostoma floridae (Florida lancelet), 719 nucleotides long. RefSeq names its product zinc finger HIT domain-containing protein 3-like. The coding region runs from base 80 to 574 and encodes 164 amino acids. Lineage: Eukaryota; Metazoa; Chordata; Leptocardii; Amphioxiformes; Branchiostomatidae. The record is from RefSeq and is a predicted model, not a curated record. Gene Ontology annotation, cellular component: pre-snoRNP complex; nucleus. Gene Ontology annotation, molecular function: protein binding. The transcript has 4 exons. Gene Ontology annotation, biological process: snoRNA localization; box C/D snoRNP assembly; maturation of LSU-rRNA from tricistronic rRNA transcript (SSU-rRNA, 5.8S rRNA, LSU-rRNA).
AACAGUGGUCUCUUUAUAUCACUGUGAGCGGAUAUUAUUGAAUUUAGGAUCGAAUGUACCCUGGGUUCGAGAAUCCAGCAUGGCGCCCGAAACAAACGUCGUCACCAUGGUACCCUGUGAAGUCUGUUCCGAGCAGCCGCCCAAGUACAGGUGCCCCAGGUGUGAGGUCAGGUACUGCUCUCUCACCUGCUUCAAACAGCACAAGUUGAACACCUGUGGGGAGAGGGAGAAAUUUGUACAGGAGCAGAGGAGAAAACAACAGUGUGAGGCAGCUGCAGCUACAGUACAGGAGGAGGAGAAUGCUGUUUCCAUGGAGAUGUGGGAUGAUGGGAUGGAUGAGGGAGAUGAGGAGGACCGGGUACCGCUGGACAGACUACAGAAACUCAGGGACUCAGAGGAGCUACAGGACCUGCUGUGUAACCCCCACUUGCAGCGGAUGAUUCGAGAAGUGGACUCUUCCGAUGACCCCGAGGUCACCAUGCAGAGGGCCAUGCAGGAGCCCAUAUUUGUGGAGUUUGCAGACCAGUGUCUGAGAGUGGUGGAACCCCAGCCCAAUGGAACAGAACAGGGUUAGAGGUCAGGAGGGCAAAGGUCAGAGGUUGCUGACCAAAAUAAGGCCAUCAGAGAUGGCAGACUUCACCCCCAUAACCACAUGCUUUGCAACCCUUUCUGUCCCACAGACAAAAAAUGGAAGCACUGAAAAUAUAUAGGACAAUACA